GCGGAGCAAGAGCUGGAGCGGAAGUGGGCUGGCGCGUCGCUGUUUGCGUAAUGCUGCGGCGGCUGAGCAGUUCCGCUGGUUCCGGUCUGUUCUACGGGCUGCUUCUGUUCUUGCUUGUUUGGUUCGUGUAGCUCAGUCAAGCCCCGUUCUGACGUCGGCUGCAGCCGGGCCGCCGACUGAACAUGGACUCCCCCGGCCAAGAUAUCAACCUGAAUUCUCCUAACAAAGGUCAGCUGCCUGACUUCAUGAUUGAUGUCCCUGUUGACCCAGGUGUGGCUGCCCAGACUCCUGCUGUUGAGGGUCUGACAGAGGUGGAAGAGGAGGAGCUCAGGACUGAGCUUGCCAAGGUAGAAGAAGAAAUAAUCACCCUGCGCCAGGUCCUGGCAGCCAAGGAGAGGCACUGUGGAGAGCUGAAAAGGAGGCUGGGCCUGUCUGCCUUGGGGGAACUGAAGCAGAACCUGUCUAAGAGCUGGCAUGAUGUGCAGGUCUCUAACGCCUAUGUGAAGACUUCUGAGAAACUUGGAGAGUGGAAUGAGAAAGUGACCCAAUCUGACCUCUACAGGAAGACACAGGAAACACUCUCUCAGGCAGGACAGAAGACAUCUGCUGCCUUGUCCACCAUGGGCUCUGCCAUUAGCAGGAAGCUCGGAGACAUGAGGGCUCAUCCAUUCUCACACUCCUUUAGCAGCUACUCCAUCCGCCACUCGAUAAGUAUGCCAGUCAUGAGGAACUCUGCCACCUUCAAGUCAUUUGAAGACCGAGUGGGGACCAUAAAGUCUAAGGUUGUGGGCGGCAGAGAGAAUGGCAGUGACAGCAUCUGUUCCCCAGCGGGGAGUGCUGACCCACCCCUGCCAGAUCACUCACCUUUCUAAACCUGCGAUAGUGUCGCCAAGCCAUGGAACAGGUGCAAGCACACCUUCAUCAUCACAGCUACAACUCUGCGCAAUGGAGCCACCAGCUGGGACGACUGAACAGUUGGUUUUGAGGGCAAUCAUGCUCCUUCACGUGCAGAUGUGACCGCUGCCUUCGCAAGAGUUAGAAAACAAUCCUGUAUAUAAAUGUUUUACACUAAAAGUUCAUAGGUGAAGCAGAUCACUGUGCUGUCCUUUUCAGGGCCACAGGAAAUGGACAGGGUGGAGGGUCUGGGGAGUAAUAGGCCCAAAAUUAUGCCCCUCUUGGGAAUUUUGAUAGCUCCCCAGAACUUAGCAGGAAGAAGACACAUAAGAAUAUGAAACAAGCAACAUUUUCUGGCCUCCCCUCCUGUUUCCUGAACUCACAGGUAGCGUAUGUUCACCAAGAAUGCACUGCCAGAGCCCAGUUUUUGCCAGGAGAUGCUGAAUAAGAGAAUUGUCCAUUUUCUGAGACCUCAGAAACAUUGUCAGCAGCUGCCUAGUUGUUACACUAAUUUGACAAGCAGAUUUACUAUUUUUUAAAUGCAGUGGACUCCUCAAAAAUUAAAAUUUGGCAAAGCAGCUUUAGCCUUAUCAUUAGAGAAUAUUCUUUAGACUCAAGCUGAAAUUCAAGCCUUACAUCGCCUUAUGCUAUACAUAUAUGUUCUGUAAUAGAUUCUGAGCAUUGUGUACAGUUUUGCAUCUGGUCCAUGUCGUAUCUGGUCCAUGUAAUUGGCCUGACCAAUUAGUAUGCUUAUCUAAGUGGCACCUUCUAGUAUGAAGAACUUGAUUCUCACAAAGACUGGCAUUUCCUCUGGCUCCCUACUCUAGCACAGGCAGCUUUUGGGUCUCUGAGGGCAGGAGGGGCAGAGAGAAAGAAACCCUCUGAUUUUAACACCGUUGAACAAGAUGUGCCUCUGCAUAGCACUGACUGGCUGAGGCGUGGCCCAGCCUGCCUGCUUGCUCACAGGUUGCAGGAGAAGCACCACCAGCCCUGCAGAUCAUGUUGGAAAUGGGGCUUGGGAUCAGCUAGAACUCUGCUGCUACCUUUUCUCAGGAGCUACAGAUGUUUCAUUUUCAAACUGCCACACCCUGGUAGCCCCUCUCACACUGGGGUCCCGUGUGUCAGACAUGUCUGGAGGGGCAGCUGUGUGCCUUAGUGGCUCUUAGCAAGGCACCAAGACCUUGCGUGCUGUGUGCAUGUGUUUGCAUCUUGGAAGCGGAAGGAACUGCUCACUGUCCACUUUGGUAGGAUAUGUGUCCUCUGAUGACCAAGGAUCCCUGGCCACUUUGGAUACCCGUAGGGCUGCACAGCAAGCACAAUGAGGAUGCAGGGGCUGGCGGUGAGCCCUUAAUGUUCUUUUUCUAUGGUUAACUGCCGUAGGGUAUGAUAAGGCAGGUUGCAGUUGCAGGAAUAGGUCAUUGAUACAUCUUUCUAAAAUGAAUAAAUGGGCAAUUUGUCAAUAAAGCAUUCUUUUGGGGAAAAAUCCA
This is a messenger RNA of Cavia porcellus (domestic guinea pig), 2381 nucleotides long. RefSeq names its product TPD52 like 2 (gene Tpd52l2). The transcript is spliced from 9 exons. Gene Ontology annotation, cellular component: cytoplasm. Lineage: Eukaryota; Metazoa; Chordata; Mammalia; Rodentia; Caviidae. Gene Ontology annotation, biological process: carbohydrate metabolic process. The record is from RefSeq and is a predicted model, not a curated record. The coding region runs from base 183 to 872 and encodes 229 amino acids.